AUGUCGAACAAUGCUAAGUUCUUGAAGGAUGUGGUGGCUAAGAAAAGAAAGUGGGAGAAGUACAAGACAGUGAACCUUACGGAGAACUGCAGUGCUAUACUUCAGAAAGGGUUACCAACCAAGCACAAGGACCUAGGGAGUUUUACUUUAUCUUGUGUUUUGGGGAAUAAUGUAGAAGUAUUGGACAUGCAGAUAGACAAGAAGGUGCCAUUGAUACUAGGAAGACCAUUCCUAGCAACUGGAGGGGCCAUGAUAGAUGUUCAAAAGGGGGAGCUUACGUUGCGGUUACAUGACGAAAGCAUUACCUUCAACAUUUAUGACGCCCUGAAGUUUCAUGGAAAGGAAGGAGCAGAGGGCUAUCAAGAGUGCAAUGUCAUCCAAGUAGUUACGGAUUGCGUGGGAGAAGUGGAAGUUUAUCAUCGGAAUCAGGAUCCUUUAGAAUCGUGUCUAGUGAAUUCUUUCACGCCCUCUACUUAUUCUUCUUCAUGUGACGCUAAUGUGUGUGCUAUGAUUGCAGAGCUUGAGGUACUCCCCGAAAGGAUCCCUCAAUUUUGGAACACAUUCUUGUCCUGGCGACCUCCCGAGGAAGAGGAAGAGAGGAAGAAGGUUAUAGGAAAACCACGAGGACCACCUAAGGUGGAAUUGAAACCGCUCUCCGAGCAUCUCAGGUACGCAUUUCUAGGGCCAGAUAGCACUUACCCCGUUGUUGUAUCCGCUGCUUUGAGUGAUGAGGAAUGGAUAGAAGUUGAUCAGGCUAAGAUUGCAGCCAUUGAGAGAUUGCCGCCCCCAUCCAGCGAAAAGGCAUAUGAAGAGUUGAAGAAGGCCUUAGUGAGCGCGCCCAUCCUCAUCACCCCAGAUUGGAGCCAACUAUUUGAGAUCAUGUGUGAUGCAAGCGAUGUAGCUGUUGGAUCCGCUUUUGGGAAAAAGAGAGAUAAGAUUUUUAGGGCCAUUUACUACGCUAGCAGAACUUUAGACUCUGCACAAGCGAAUUAUACGACCACUGAAAGGGAGAUGCUUGCUAUAAGAUGUGCAGAUACGAUAUUGAGGAGGUGCGUACCACAAGAAGAUUGGGAAGCUAUAGUGGAGAGAUGCCAUUCGUCACCAACUGGAGGAUAUUUUGGAGUACAACGGACCGCCAUUAAGAUCCUACAAAGUGGGUUCUAUUGGCCAACCAUUUACCGAGAUUCCGCCAGCUUUGUGCUGCAAUGCAAUGAAUGCCAACGCACGGGGGGAAUAUCAAAGAAGAAGAAGAAGAAGAUGCCCAUGAACACCAUCAUUGAAGUGGAACUGUUUGACGUGUGGGGGAUAGAUUUUAUGGGGCCCUUCCCAAAGUCAGGGGAGUACCAAUAUAUCUUACUUGCAGUUGAAUAUGUGUCUAGAUGGGUGGAAGAAAUUCCAUCAAAAACUAACAAUUCUAAAGUCGUAACUGCUUUCGUGAGGAAGAAUAAUUUUUGCAGAUUUGGUACACCUCGCGCUCUCAUAAGUGAUGAAGGAUCACACUUCAACAAUAUGUGGCUCGACAAUGUAUUGGAUAAAUAUGGAGUCAAGCACAGGUUUACUUCACCAUAUCACCCUCAAGCAAAUGGGCAGACCGAGCUUGCUAAUAGGGAGAUUAAAUCUGUCCUACAGAAAACAGUGAGUACUAAUAGGAAAGAUUGGGCACUUCGUUUGGAUGAUGGGUUGUGGGCAUAUCGCACUGCCUACAAGACUCCUAUAGAAAAAGGUGAAAAAAAGGCCAAAGUGCAGCAGCCUCUGUUCGAUCCCAUUCUUCCAGCGAUUUCGGAGUCCAAUCAGUGA
Salvia hispanica is the source of this 1797-nucleotide messenger RNA. RefSeq lists its product as uncharacterized. NCBI's taxonomy places the organism in Eukaryota, Viridiplantae, Streptophyta, Magnoliopsida, Lamiales, Lamiaceae. The record is from RefSeq and is a predicted model, not a curated record. Gene Ontology annotation, molecular function: nucleic acid binding. Gene Ontology annotation, biological process: DNA integration.